CGGGCGCGCUCCAGGACUCUCGCUCUCCUCUCCGUCGCUCGAGCAUCGGUCGCCGCUUUGAGCGAGAGCCUGACCUCGCGGACAAGACGAUAGCAAGAAAGGAGGAGAGAAGCCGAAGCCGACGCGCGCUCUGGCCACUGAACCCAGCGAUAUUAAACAACGGGCGGGCUUUCCACCCCCGAAAAACCGCCGUCUGCUUUACCAGUCCCGCUGGACAGAGCCCACCGACCGCUACGGAUAAUGGCACAUUGCGACUGGAAAGAGGCUUUUUGUGGCGUGUGAUACAUGGGAGACGCGAUGCAUUUAUCCGGGAUGCGUUACAAUGAGAGGAGACGAAGGAGUUUGCCUUCUAGUGUUCUGGCUAGCUGAAUUGUUCACGGGGUGGGUGUUAAACGCGCACCGCUUAAUGUAGCUUUUGUGAGGGCUGCUAUAAAUUGGUUUUUGUUCGUAGCUUGUAAGCUAGCUGUAAUAUUCUACCCCCUCUAGUUAGCGAUAGCGGCUAGCCACGCAUUUAACACAGUCUCCACAGAAAGCAGCCCGGUCUCUGCCAGCUGACAGUUUAAUACAAGUUUCGGCGUUUUAAAAGUCGGUUUUAUUUUCAUUUUUAACUUGCCUUUUUAACUGGGUAUUUCUGGACACCGUGAAAGGCACAGUACAACAGAACCCCACCAGCUAGCUCUCAAGCUAGCCACAGCUGUCGGGAUGAUGGGUCGGGGCUGACCGGCGGCACAGUGCGAUGCGGGCCACCUCAGCCCCACCGUUGACUCUGAUAACUUCCCAAGCGGCUUGAAUAAAACACAUUGUUACCGGCAAUCGCUAACUCUGCCGUAACCGUCGGUACCCAGGAAAUUUAUUCACUUUGUCCAGAACGGCGUAGACCGAUGCUCAACACCUAGAUACUGUCACUGCACGCAUUGUCGGUAUACAUUAUCCCCGGAGAGCCUUGUCUACAAAACAACAUAUGGCCAACGACUCGAUGCAAAGUGACCCAGAUGGGCUGUCAGUGCUGGAGCAGCUGGGUCUGGACCACAGCUCUGACUUAUCGGACAGCAGCGUGCAGCAGAGGCUGGACAAGCAGCGGGAGCGCAUCCGGCGUGAGAUCCGCAAGGAGCUGAAGAUCAAGGAGGGUGCUGAGAAGCUGCGGCGUGCCACCACCGACAAGCGCAGCGCCGUGCAGGUGGACAGCCAGCUGCGCACCUCCAACAAGCGCCUGGACACCCUGCACACCCAGCUGCAGGAGCUGGAUGCUCACAUCGUCGUCAAGCACCCCGAUGAUAUCCGCGAUGAAGCCCCACAAUCCCCUGGGGCUGUCAGCCAGCCGUCAGCCAACCAAGAACGAAUUGCAGCCCUGCAGCGUCAGCUCAACAUCGAGCUCAAAGUCAAGCAGGGAGCCGAGAACAUGAUCCCCAUCUAUGCCAGUGGCUCCACCAAGGACAAGAAGUUGCUGCAGACGGCUCAGCAAAUGCUGCAGGACAGUAAAACAAAGAUCGACAUCAUUCGCAUGCAGAUCCGCAAGGCCAUUCAGGCCACAGAGCAGCAGACAGAGGACGUGCAAGGGAAGCCCGACCUGUGCGGCGUAGAGCUGCGUAUAGAGGAGCUGCGACACCAUUACCGCGUGGAACAUGCUGUGGCGGAGGGGGCCAAAAACGUUCAGCGCCUACUGGGUGCCUCCAAGAUUCAGGACAAAAAAGCCAUAUUGGAGGCUCAGUCCCGCCUGAGUGAAUCAUCCCAGCGGCUGGACCUUCUGCGAGACUCCCUGGACCGGCGACUAGCAGAGCUGCCUGAGGAUCACCCCAAGGCCUGCCUCAUCAAGGAGGAGCUGGUGUUGGCCUCUUCCCCUGCCUUUAGCUCCCGCCACGGCGCCCCCUAUGUGCACAACCAGUACAGCACUCUCAGCAAGCCCUCCCCACUGACAGGGACAUUACAGGUACAGCUACAGGGUUGCGUGGGGCUGCUUGAGGUGGUGCCCGGGAGGAGCCGCGGGACGCCAGUCGUGUUGCCUUGCUACAGUCCUGGGGAAGGCCGCUCCUUUAUGCGUGGCAGCAAGGGUCUCUAUGGCCGCAGUGGCAGCGUUAGCGGCAAGGCGCCCAGCAAGACAGACGAUCUGUCCUCGGAGGUGAGCGCAGUGCUGAAGCUGGAGAACGCCGUGGUGGGUCAGACUGCCUGGAAGACCGUAGGGGAGCAGGCCUGGAACCAGACCUUCACUCUGGAGUUAGAGAGGUCUAGGGAUAUGGAGAUCGCCGUGUACUGGAAGGACUACCGCUCCCUGUGCGCCCUCAAGUACCUGAAGCUGGAGGACUUCCUGGACAACCAGAAGCACCAGGUCCAACUGGACCUGGAGCCGCAGGGGCUGCUGCUGGCGGAGGUCACCUUCUUCAACCCCAUCAUAGAUCGUGUCCCUCGCCUCCAAAGACAGAAGAAGAUCUUCUCCAAGCAGCAAGGCAAGACCAUCCUGCACAGUCGACCGGUGAAUGUGGACAUCAGCACCUGGGUGCGGCUGCUGAAGAACGCCAUUCCCACAAUGAACAACACCGGCACCUACAGCCCCAACGCACACUCUCACAGCACUGGGGAGAUAUCCAUGGACAAGCUGAAUCUGGAGGGUGACUCGCCACAGAAGCCCGACAUAAAGAAGGACAUAGACACCCACACCCCGGAGCGGCUGCCUGUGAUCGAGCCCUUCAGCCCCCCAGACCUGACCCCUCAACGCCCCCAAAGAACCCCCUCCCAGAGCUCCCAGCAGAGUAAACAGAAGAGUGAUCCCCUUUCCCUUCAGAACUUCCGGCUGGUCGCAGUGCUGGGCAGGGGACACUUCGGAAAGGUGCUGCUGUCUGAGUACAAAGAGACAGGUACCUUGUACGCCAUCAAGGCCUUGAAGAAGGGAGACAUUGUGGCCCGGGACGAGGUGGAGAGUCUCAUGUGUGAGAAGCGGAUCUUUGAGACGGUCAACAGUUCCAGGCACCCCUUCCUGGUCAAUCUGUUUGCGUGCUUCCAGACGCCGGAGCAUGUGUGCUUCGUCAUGGAGUACACGGCCGGGGGCGACCUAAUGAUGCACAUCCACGCCGACGUCUUCAGCGAGCCCCGUGCCAUGUUCUAUGCUGCCUGUGUAGUUCUCGGCUUGCAGUUUCUCCACGACCACAAGAUCGUUUAUCGGGACCUUAAGUUGGACAAUUUGCUGUUGGACAUGGAAGGAUAUGUAAAGAUUGCAGACUUCGGCCUCUGUAAAGAGGGGAUGGGAUAUGGCGAUAGGACCAGCACCUUCUGUGGCACACCGGAAUUCCUGGCACCAGAGGUGUUGACGGACACAUCAUACACCAGAGCUGUGGACUGGUGGGGACUGGGCGUGCUGGUGUACGAAAUGCUGGUUGGUGAGUCCCCUUUCCCAGGUGACGAUGAGGAGGAGGUGUUCGACAGCAUCGUGAAUGAUGAAGUCCGCUAUCCCCGGUUUCUCUCCACAGAGGCCAUUAGCCUGAUGAGACGGCUGUUAAGAAGGAACCCGGACAGACGCCUCGGCUCCAGUGAGAAGGACGCUGAAGAUGUCAAGAAGCAGCCGUUCUUCAAGGGCCUGGAUUGGGAGGCCCUGCUGCAGAGGAAGUUGCCGCCGCCCUUCGUACCAUCCAUCAGGGACAGGGAGGAUGUCAGUAACUUCGAUGAUGAGUUCACUCUUGAGCUGCCGACUCUCACCCCACCUCGGGAGCCCCGCCUUCUGUCCCGCAAGGACCAGGACAACUUCCGUGACUUUGACUAUGUCUCUGAUCUCUGCUGAGGCCUAAAACGGAGGAGGGGGGAGGGAGGCGGUACACCAAUCCGUACAUCUGUUACUGGGACACAGGGAUGGUCAGGAGUUCUAUUUUUCCCUCGACUGAGAGAACAAAGCAUGGUGGGGGGGGGGGGGGGGGAUCUGUCACUUGUCCUGUUUUCCACACUGUGACAUGGGGGGUGUUAUGAAUGAAUGUCUUUAUCUAGGGUAGGUGAGAGGAAGAGGGAAUUGGUGAAGAUUUUAUGUUCGUCUUGCCAGUCUGUCCCAUACUGUGACUAAGUCUGUCUGUUACACAGAGUGGUGACCAUUCUACGGUUGAGGAGGUAGCAUUUUCUGAAGGAGGGUACAGCUGACGGGGGGGGGCUUGCUCCAAGACACCACCCAGAAUUUUUGUUGUUUUUUUUUUAAAUACAAUUUACAGUUGCUCUCAGUCUGGUCUUCUCCCCCCUUUCUGCCCUCUGUAACAUGUAGCUUCCCCUCUGGACUCUUCUCCAGCCUCGUUAACAGCACGCCAGGUCCACUUUGCCCCCAUGCCUGUGUAGUAAGACCCAAAGCCCUGUAGCCCCGCUGUGUAGUGCCUCAGGGGGGAGUGUCCACAGAGGGAAGGACAGACCUCUGUUUAUACUGUGACACACAGAAAUGUCAGGGGGGGGGGGGGGGGGGUGGGUGUGCAUACCGACUGAAGCCUUAAAUUUCCUGAGGGUCCUGAAGAAUGUUUUCGAUUGGGGCGGAGGGGUGGAUCUCCUCAUCCAGAGCAGUGGUUCUAAAACCUGCCAACCCAGAGGCACAGCCAGUUUUAAUGUGAAGCGUGCUGGUCCACACAGCAGCCCGUUAGCCCUUGCGCAGCAGCAGAGGUAAAGCUGCCUUGCACAGAACGACACAGAUGACCCCUGUGACACGUUUUAACCUUUUCAUAUAGCUGAGGACUCUAGUUGUUGCUGUAGCCCGUGUGGCACUUUGCUGCUCGCAGAUGCAGCCUUCAUUCAAAGAGGAUUUGGGAACCACUGAACCCUCCACUCCCGACCACACUGGGAGACUAGUGCUUUCAUGAAGGACGCUUUUUAUAUUUUUAACUGUUCAUGUGGUUUUACAUUAAUGGACUGUAACAACAAUUAUGAUGAACAUUAGACUGAUGAUGCUGUAAAGGUUCAUGCUGGUCGAAUUAUACAAAAACAAAUUGGAA
Brienomyrus brachyistius is the source of this 4943-nucleotide messenger RNA. It is a transcript of the gene pkn1a, whose product is annotated as protein kinase N1a. The coding region runs from base 962 to 3766 and encodes 934 amino acids. Gene Ontology annotation, biological process: signal transduction; protein phosphorylation. The record is from RefSeq and is a predicted model, not a curated record. NCBI's taxonomy places the organism in Eukaryota, Metazoa, Chordata, Actinopteri, Osteoglossiformes, Mormyridae. Gene Ontology annotation, molecular function: ATP binding; protein serine/threonine kinase activity; small GTPase binding. The transcript has 23 exons.